This is a messenger RNA of Haplochromis burtoni (Burton's mouthbrooder), 3282 nucleotides long. Its product is annotated as leucine-rich repeat-containing protein 74A. The record is from RefSeq and is a predicted model, not a curated record. Bases 1235 to 3175 code for a protein of 646 amino acids. The transcript has 13 exons. Lineage: Eukaryota; Metazoa; Chordata; Actinopteri; Cichliformes; Cichlidae. Gene Ontology annotation, molecular function: protein binding; calcium ion binding.
UGCAUGUUUUUUAAACACAUGUAUUUAACAAAGUAACAAGUUCCUGUUCAAAGAUAAAGAUUCAUUUUUAACAUAAUGAAGACAGCUGCACUCUGCAGCCUGGCGUGGGCUGAAACACAAUGCUAGGUUACUGUUGUUAUUUAAUGAUCCAUUUGGUGCCAAAUUCAGGAUGUAGAAGUUACAGCUUCAACCAUUAGUAAAGCUUUCACUUGCUCCUAGCAAGUUUCUAAAACUUUGUGCCUUUCCCCCCCUGUUCCCUUGAUUAUGAGCCUUUACUACGUGUUUACAGUAAUCUAAAAAAACUCAUUUCUAAGCUGUUUAGAGACUACCUACACUACAUGUAUAUUUGAACUGAAACCUGUUUCAAAGAUGGAUUUUCCUCCUUAAAUCUUCAUAUAAACUGAAACUUGUGUUGACUAGUAAAUUUAAACGAUUAACUAAAUUUCCUUCUCAGCUUGCUGUCUCAUAUCUGCUGGCAUCUAGACCUCAGCGCUGCACUUGCCCACAGUCAUUCAGAAAUUGGCCAAUUCUUGUGUGGAAAUCCAUAAAUCUCUGACAUAAUGAAUGAAUUAAUCCUUGUUUCUCUAUCACUGGUGAAUUCUUGAAUAAGUGCAUUUAUUUCAUGAUGUUUUCAGCAUUAUAAUGGCUGUGAAUGCUCCAUAUUUUCUAGAAGGAGUAAAGCUUACAUAUAACACCAGUUAGUAAUCAUUACAGUGGAAAUGCAGUCAAUUUUCUUUUUGCUAAAUAACUCCAGUAUUGACCCAGUAAAUUCUUUAUAUAUUAACACUUCAACGGUGCAGCGACUGGUAGCUCUAUCUGUUAGCGUUAGCAUUUGCUCAUAAACAUACACUUUCUUCCAUCAAACUGAUGGAUUGUCACAAUUUCAAUUAAGAAGAUCAAAUGACAUUUUUAUGAAACUUCUUCUGCACACGUAUCAUACUUUGCUUGUGACAGUCAUGUGUUGAAUUUUGUAAAUGUGGGAGAUGGUACUAAUAAAUAACAUUGGAUGAAUUAAAUUACAGCACACUAUAACUGUAGUUUUUGCUUACGAUUGUAACCCGAGUGAUGCAUAAAUUGUUAACGACACAAGACACACAACCUGAGGGCUAGAAUUACCCGGGGCAUAGUACUGGCCCCUUUCAUUUCACAGGCCCUGUUCUUACCAGGCACAUCACAGCCUGAUGCUUGUGAGUGGGAACGUUUCAAAAAGGACAAGUUUUAAAGACAGGCCGUAAUGUCGAUACCGUCAUUUGAGUCCCUCUGCUUAAAAGACGAUGACAACUGUCCAUCCCCAACUGAUCUCGACAGCUUUGGCGAUGAGUUUGACAAAGACUUGGAAUCAGAUGGAAAUAAGAUCAACAAGGAGAUGGACACUGCUGAGGUGUACAUGCAGGCCUGCAAGCUGGUAGGUGUGGUGCCGGUCUCUUACUUUAUUCGAAACCUUGACUCUCCAGCUGUGACACUCUCCCACCAUGGGCUCGGACCUUUGGGAUGCAAGGCACUUGCUAUUGCUUUAGUGACUGAUACGCAAAUAAGCGCCCUGGCACUGGCAGACAAUUCAAUUCAAGCUGAGGGAGCCAAAUACCUCAUGGAGACGUUGAGGGCAAAUUUCACCAUUCAGCACCUGGAUAUAUCCCACAACCAUCUGAAAUCUGCUGGGGCUGAGUAUGUGGCUAAAAUGUUGCUGGACAGCAUUUCGUUAAAAUCUGUGAAGCUUUCAGGGAAUGGAUUUACUGAUGAUGAUGCUAAAUAUUUUGCAGAUGCUCUGUCAACCAAUUCCAGGAUAAAGGUACUGGAUCUGAGCCAUAAUGAGUUUUGUGGAAAAGGAGGGGAACAUUUGGGACAGCUGCUGGCAAACAAUGAGGGCCUGGAGGUGCUGGACCUCAGCUGGAAUCAUCUAAGAAUGAAAGGAGCUGUGGCUUUUUGCGCUGGGUUAAAAGUGAAUAUGAUGUUAAAGCACCUUGACUUAUCGUGGAACGGUUUUGGGAACGAAGGUGCUCUGGCAAUGGGAGAAGCCCUCAAAUUCAACACCACCCUGGUGCAUCUCAACCUCAACAAUAACCGCCUGACCAAUGAAGGCGUCAGCAUGCUGUGCAGGGGUCUUGAAUUCAAUGACACACUCAGAGUCCUGACGUUGGCUUAUAACUCUUUGACAGUAGAGGGCGCACUGGCUCUAGUCAACGUGGUGAAGAACUCACCUAAAGCUGCCUUGGAGGAGAUCAACAUAUGUAAUGUGCUGGUAAAUGAGCACUUUGUGCAUCUAUUGGAGGUGACGUGUCAGGAGCAUCCUGGUCUGGAUGUACAGUAUGGAGGCGUAGGAGGCUUCAUGGCUAAGAAGCCACCAAAACGUGUUGAUCCAAUGAAAGUCAUUCAGGAUUAUCUGGACCAACGGAAACUGCGGCUGUGGGAUUUCUUUCGAAACAUCGAUAAAGAUGGCAUCAUGAGAGUGUCUGUUACUGACUUCAGGAAAGCAGUUCAGCAAUCAAGCAUUCCCUUGGACCGAUACCAGAUUGAGGAGCUGAUUCAGAGACUUGAUCGGGACAGGACAGGAAUGGUGGACUACAGGGGACUGGCAGAUACAAGGAAACAAAUGAUGAGGGAUCACCGCCGCCAGCUUAGGAAAUUUGAGUCCCGUCAGAAGAAAGAGAAGCAGAAGAGUGACCGCAUUCUCAAAACCUUCCAAAGUGCUGUGGAGGCGGUGACACCUCACAGCUCCAUAGUCAUGUCUCCAGGAGGUGCCAAAGAAGACUCGAGUGGCCCGCAACACUUUUCCGCCACCCCUCUCAGCUCUUGGCACCACAUUGUCAUGUCCAACAGCAGCCGCUACUCUGUCACUAACAUGAGCAACAUCCACCUGCCCAUGUUAAGAGGCGCCACGCCUUACCGUCCCACCAGCUCCUCCGGGAUGCGUUCGUACUCCCAGCCAAACCUGUCGGCCGAUUCCCCUCGCUCUGCUCCAGACAAGUCCAUCUCUGCUCAGGGCGUUCGCUCAGAUCCAGAGAGGAGCCACAGCAAGCUAAGCCCCACUGCUAACAGCCUGACGAGAUCCAGGCCCGCUCUCAAUGUAAAGCAGUCAGAGGGUAAAAGUAAAGUCAAAGCCAAGAAAAUGAAGAAAAAGAAACCGAAGAAGAAUGCAGACAAAGCUUCAAAGAACCCUGCAGUAACGGUCAAGUGACAUGAACACUGUAUAAUGCUGUAUUACGUGAUAUAUUAUACAUGUGAUUUGUUUUUCCCUUGGUUAUUAUGUCAUGCAAUAUUUUUAAAUGAAUAAAUAACACAUUU